AUGAGGAGCAUCUGCAUGAGUAGCUACAGCUACAGCUACAGCUACAGCUACACCUACAUCUACAACUACAUCUACAACUACAUCUACAUCUACAUCUACAGCUACAGCUACAACUACAUCUACAACUACAUCUACAUCUACAUCUACAUCUACAUCUACAGCUACAGCUACAGCUACAUCUACACCUACAUCUACAACUACAUCUACAUCUACAUCUACAUCUACACCUACAACUACAUCUACAUCUAUAGCUACAGCUACAUCUACAUCUACAGCUACAGCUACAGAUACAGAUACAGCUGCAGUCCAGACUAA
Knipowitschia caucasica is the source of this 315-nucleotide messenger RNA. Lineage: Eukaryota; Metazoa; Chordata; Actinopteri; Gobiiformes; Gobiidae. The record is from the annotation of a GenBank genome assembly.